AUGAACACUAGUACAGAGGAUUUCACAUUCCCAGUAAUUAUCACUAGCAACGACGUUAAUGUCUUUCCUUCUCUAUGGCGAAUUUGCUCAAUCGACCAAUCGGAUAAUUGCGCCCAUAAUUCCGAGCACCAAAUUGGGAUCAUAUUUAGAAAGAGAAUUUUCACGAGCUUGCCACAUUUGGAAAGUGACAAAAAUGGAAAGUUAGAUGGAGGCUCAAAGGCAGAUGAAGAGAAGAUGGACGAGCUUUGGGAGGAUUUCAACGAAGAAUUAUUACAAGACGGAUUAGGUAACAAUCUUGAGACUAAUUUUAGUGAUGGUAGCAAUUGUCCCUUGGAAUUGUCCUCCAAUUAUUCUGAGAUUUGUUACAGUAAUGGUGACGAUCAAAGUGAUGAUUGGUUUAGGGAUGAUUUUGAGGAAGGGCUGAAAAUGGAGUGUGGGAUUUUGAAGAGAAAGAAUUUAGAUUUGUGGGGGAAGAUGUUGAAGAAGCUGUUUUUGCUGCAAAAUAUAGCUGCUGUCAAGAAAAAGAGUUCAUAA
Messenger RNA from Striga asiatica, 534 nucleotides. The record is from the annotation of a GenBank genome assembly. Lineage: Eukaryota; Viridiplantae; Streptophyta; Magnoliopsida; Lamiales; Orobanchaceae.